AUGGCAACUCGCGCGCUAUUCCCCCUCCUCUUCCUUGCCUGCGCGGCGCAGGCGGCAAAGACGUACCGCGACCAGUGCGACCAAAAGAUCGUCGAGGUGCUAUCCUACAGCAACAGCAGCCACUACCGCUUCCCCGACACGACGGACAUGAUCAGCGGGCGACAGCGGGUGCACCUAUGGGCGUGCGAGGAGAUCUGCGGCGCCGAGUCGCGCAUGUACCCGUGGCUCGACAUCUUCCAGCGGAUAACGCUGUGGAAGGUGCCGCUGCUGCUGCUGAUAGGAAAUUUCCAGUUCGCGCAGCUGGGGCUCGGAAACCUGCUCUGCGUCGUGUGCCACCUCCUCGGCGACCCCAUCGAUACCAUGUGCAGCCUCCUCACCAAGCUAGAGGUCUCCCGCCGCCUCUACACCCGCUGGGCGACUAUCUCCGAGCCCGUACUUCCGCCGGCGGGCCUAGACGAAGAGGCCCGCCUGGGCUUCACCACGCUCCCUGACCCUGCUUUCCAGCUGACGCUAAGCCAAGCGCAAGACCUUGCCGCCGUCAACGCCGUCUUCGACGACUGGAUGCAUAGUUCAGACAUGGUAUUCGUAGCGAUGCGCAGUGCGCUUAUGCGGCUGCCGCCCAAGCUACGAGUGCAAUUCAUCACGGCGAUCACGGAAGCGGCCCACAAGUUGUCCGAGUCGCGGGCGGACGACCGGCUGCGCGCGUGGCUGGCGAUACUUGGCUAUGCCGUUGCCAUCAUUGCGGCGUUCAUGCGCACGCUCGACCAGGGCCCCGAGAAGAUGACGGCGCAUAGCAUCGCGUUCGCAAUGAGCAUGGUGUGGCUGGUGCCCGCGGUGAUGAUUUCGACGACAGCCGGGGGGUUUACGUCGAAGCGCGCGGGAAUGAGGAUCGUCCGCGAGCUGCAGGAUGAGCUGGGCGCUGCGUGGCCUGUCCAGAAGAUCGAGGAGUGGACGUGUACUAGCACCGUGUGGAAUCCGGCUGGGAAAGGGAGGAGCGUGCUGUGGGAGAGCACGGUGCCCCUCGGGGAAGCCCUGCCUUGGUGUGGUGGGAAUUAUAGCUAUCGUGCGUUCAAACGCUUGGAGAGCGCACAUCUUAAUCCUCCAGAGAUGCGCCGUGGGUUGCCGACGUUCGCGGCGGAAAGGCCCACCGCUCUGUUGUACUUCUACUCCGUCUUGAGCGUGCUCCUCGCGGUCGGAUGUGCGAUGGCCCUUUCAUGUCUCACAUCGACAGUCGGCCUUGGUUGCCGAACAAUGACGCAAAUGUCCUUCUUCCUCGGCUGGCUCUUGAGCGUUGCGUUGACGCGCCUCUUCCGUCGUUAUCUCUCCGGAAAAUACCACUGGUACGCAAUAGUCUUCAAAGACUUUAUCAUCGGCUUCCUCGUGAUCGGCUUCAUCGUCGCCGCCUUCAUCGGCAAAUUCAACUCCUGCUUCUGCUGGUCCGCGUACUUCUCUCGCUUCAGCGGUGCAUACGUGGAAGUGCACUCUUUUUACUUCGACGCGAACCUGCGCACCCUGACGAUGACGAAAUGGCCGAUCCUUGUGGCGGUAGGACUAGGCGGGCAGGCGAUAAUGCUGGUGAUCAUGGGCUGGGGAAACUCGCAGGGCGUGUUGCUGCUGUUCUGUCGCGAGGAGAAGGAGCAGGAGGAGUAUUUUGUUAAUGUAUUGCCGAUGCAGGUUAAGACUAUUGAGAGAAGGUGCAGUGAGACCGAGUCCGAGGAUAGUUGGGCGGUGUAUGGGGCUGGAAGGAGGGGGAGCGCACAGCCGGGGGUGCUGGAUUGGGCCGCGGGGAGUGCUAAAAGUGAGACGUGA
Molecule: messenger RNA, 1809 nt
Organism: Tricharina praecox
Lineage: Eukaryota; Fungi; Ascomycota; Pezizomycetes; Pezizales; Pyronemataceae
Exons: 4
Coding region: 1-1809 (602 amino acids)
Source: RefSeq, a predicted model, not a curated record